Aspergillus mulundensis is the source of this 1341-nucleotide messenger RNA. RefSeq names its product 60S ribosomal protein L36. Gene Ontology annotation, biological process: translation. The transcript is spliced from 7 exons. Lineage: Eukaryota; Fungi; Ascomycota; Eurotiomycetes; Eurotiales; Aspergillaceae. The coding region runs from base 1 to 1341 and encodes 446 amino acids. Gene Ontology annotation, cellular component: ribosome. The record is from RefSeq and is a predicted model, not a curated record. Gene Ontology annotation, molecular function: structural constituent of ribosome.
AUGACUACAGUUGCUGUGGUAGAUAAGCCGCAGUACAAGAAACUGUCCAUCUUCCUCCUGUAUCUGCGCGUGUUUGCGCCGGCUCGUCGAGGCGUGACUUAUAUAUCCAUCCACCUGCUGAUCUGGUUCAACCUGGCUUUCUACCUGGCCAACUUCUUUUUGAAGGUCUUCCAAUGUGUUCCGCGUGCUAAGAUCUGGUACCCGGAAAUUGCAGGUCAUUGCAUCAACAUCAAUAUUCCAAUUCUUGUGACUGCCGCGAUCAAUGUGCUGUCUGAUCUCUUAAUGCUCUGCCUACCAAUCAUCUGCGUUUGGCGGCUGCAGAUGUCGACUAAACGAAAGCUAGGCGUCUCUGCUAUAUUUGCUGCUGGUAUUUUCGGAUGCUUUGCAAGUAUAAUGCGUCUCGAAGUCAGCGUCAGAAACAGACACACUAAGGACCAGACAUACGACUGGUACAGUGAGAUUCUUUGGACCACGGCCGAAAUCACCUGCGGGAUCCUCGCGAGCUGUCUCCCCGCUCUACCGACCUUCUUCCGCCACUUCAUUGGCAAAGCCAGAACGGUUCUCUCGAUAAGCCGCACAAAAGUGUCUUCGAACCAGAGCCAUGACCGCUCGCUUGAGAAACCGACAGAGUUAUAUACUCUAUCAUAUCCGCGCGGCCGGAAACGUCAGCUAUUUACUGGUGACUGCUCGCUCGAUCAAUGCGGGGAACUGGAUGAUGACAGGACACAGAUCUUCACUGGACCUAGCUUUUCGACGACCGAAGCUAAGGUUGGAGGAUCUAGUCCUGCAGUCCAGGGGUCCCAUCAUCGGGAGGGUGCCGGGUUGAGUGUAGAGGACGCCAGUGGUCCUUGUGGAGGGAUCCUGAAAAUCGUCGAGGUAGACGUGGAAUCGGGGCCUGGACAAUUUGGCGGUGGACCCACCCGCCGAACCCAGAAACACUGGAGGAACUUUGCGUAUCUCGACAACUUCAGCCAACAACCUCCUCGUCGCCAAUCAGUCGUCUCACCGAUAACCACCGUCGCGAUGGCUCAAGAACGUUCCGGUAUCGCGGUUGGUCUCAACAAGGGCCACAAAACCACCCCCCUUAACACCCCCAAGACCCGCAUCAGCCGCUCCAAGGGCAAGGCCUCCCGCCGCACCGCUUUCGUUCGCGACAUCGCCCGUGAGGUCGUCGGUCUCGCUCCCUAUGAGCGCCGUGUCAUUGAACUUCUGAGGAACGCUCAGGACAAGCGCGCCAGGAAGCUCGCCAAGAAGAGGCUCGGUACCUUCACCCGCGGCAAGAGAAAGGUCGAGGACAUGCAGCGCGUCAUCGCUGAGGCCCGCCGUGUCGGUGCUCACUAA